Thermothelomyces thermophilus ATCC 42464 is the source of this 2636-nucleotide messenger RNA. RefSeq lists its product as uncharacterized. The record is from RefSeq and is a predicted model, not a curated record. NCBI's taxonomy places the organism in Eukaryota, Fungi, Ascomycota, Sordariomycetes, Sordariales, Chaetomiaceae. Gene Ontology annotation, molecular function: protein kinase activity; ATP binding. The transcript has a single exon. Gene Ontology annotation, biological process: protein phosphorylation. The coding region runs from base 477 to 2540 and encodes 687 amino acids.
UUCGGCUUUCACUUCUCUCAACAACACAUCAUUCACUUCCUCAUCCGUACCGAUGUUAUAACGACCCUUUUUCUUCUUGUCUUCUUUUGGGACCGCCAGUCCUACUCUUGACGACUCUCUCUCGCGACCGCCUUUUCCUUUUUUUUUUCUUCUUCUUGAGCAUCAAAAUACCCCCUCCCAUGAGCCUCGGAUAGUGAACGACUUGGAGCUACUUGUUUUCUGUUUUAUUUACCGCCUUCUGUACAUCUUCGCCGGCUUUCUGUUCGUCUCUUUCUCGCCUCAUCUCAGCUGCUCGUCACCCAGUUUCGCCGUUGCGCGGCCAACCGCUUCUGUUGUACGGGUUGGAACUGCCCGUCUCGACAAGAGUCGCUCGAUCGGCAUAGACCGGCUUUGGGGGCUGGGGAAGAGCUCACUCGGAUCUUGUACCACCAUUCUCGACGCCCUAUACCCUCGGCUAGACCUAAUCCCCUUUCACCAUGGAAUGUCUUCGCGACAACUUCCACGAUGGCGUUCUGCUCAAUGGUCGGUAUCGGACCAUCUCCCCUCUCAACCACGGCUCCUUCGGCAUGGUCUUCAUGGCCAAGGACACCUUGACCGAUCAGACAGUUGCCAUCAAGUGCCUGACCAAGAAGUCUGCCGCGCCCGACGCUGACUUCGAGUUCGCCAUCGACGACAAGUCGGAAGAGCUCGCCCUGCACGGCCGACUCGGCUCGCACCCAAACAUUGUCAACCUCAAUGACUCGUUCGAGACGGAUGCGCACGUCUACCUGGUCUUGGAGUUCUGCUCGCGCGGCGACUUGUACGAGGCGAUCCGCAGCGGCCACGGUCCCCUGGAGACGGAACAUGUGAGACGCUUCAUGCUGGAGCUUGUCGACGCGGUUGAGUACAUGCACUCCAAGGGCGUCUACCACCGCGAUAUCAAGCCGGAGAACAUCUUCCUGACCCAGUCGGGGUCCAUGAAGCUGGGCGACUUCGGGCUGGCAACGACGGAUGAGUGGAGCUACGAGACGACAGUUGGCAGCGACCGCUACAUGUCCCCGGAGCAGUAUGACUCAGCCGGUGCUGGGUACUCGCCGGCUCAGGCUGACAUCUGGGCCAUCGGGAUCUGCCUCCUCAACAUCCUGUUCUCGAGGAACCCGUUCACCACGCCCACGGAGGCGGACCCUCUGUUCCUCGACUUCUCACGCGACAAGCAGUCUCUGUUCGACGUGUUCCCGUCCAUGUCGCAGGACACCUUCGAGGUUAUCGUGCAGUGCAUGAACCUCGAUCCCACCAAGCGCUCCCUGGCCGGAGCCCGUGACGCCUUGCUUCGCGUCGUCAGCUUCACCACUCUGGAUGAGGUUCUCGACGACUUCUGCUCCACCGACCGUCGCGUCGUUGCCAGCUCCAACCGCGAGCCCCUCCGCACGCCCUCGAUUCAGAGUCCGCAGGUCGACAACGGCGCCUUCCCGUGGGCCAAGGCCCUGCAGGCGACGCCCCCAAAGCCUAUCCGGCAGCUCAGCGCUAUUCCCGACGACGAGAUCUACGAGGAAGACUUGUUCUCGAAGUCGGGUGCGACGGCGGAUUGGAUGUCGGCUACGGCACAGACGCCCUCCAUGGCGUCGUAUAUGGACUCGAACCUUGGCACGUCGGCGCAAUCCUUCGCGCUGCCGUCCGACUUCCGUCCGGUCCUGCCAGCGAAGGCUACCGCAAAGUCGGACGCCCCUGUUGCCGGCUCCCUGCCCAUCACCAUGUCCAAGAACCGCGAUCAGUCGACCAUGUCGCUCUUGUUCGGGCGCAAGGAUGCCGUGUCCAAGAGCUGGAGCGAUUUGUGGGACGAGGAGUUCGAGGAAGAGGAGCAGGCUAGGCAGCUGCAGGCGCGCAAGGAGAUGAACUCGAGGACCUGGAGCCACGAGAGCGCUGCCGCAGCGUCUCUGGCCGCGGACAAUGACGACACGCCUCGACAAGGCCUGUCGCCCGCUACCAAGACGGCUACCGUUGCCAACGACGAGAACAAGAUCCCGUCUAUCGAUGGGGCCUUGAAUCACGCCGACGAGGACUCGGACGUAGACGGCCUGUUCCUCUACGAGGCUCCCCCGGCUAAGGAGGAGCCUCAGCCCCAGCUUCCGCGGAACACGGCACUCUCAUCACGACGCACCGACUUCGACAAGUGGGCAGCCCUUGGCGAGCGCCGACGGGCACAUGGGAGCAGCCCACCUCGCAAGGUCGUCAAUGUCUCUCUCCGCACGGGACGUCCGGUCGAGCCCACCCUCCCGGCAAGCUCUUCGGCAAAGGGACGAGGGCCGUUCAACAACAGUCAUGCCGACUCUCAUCAUCAACCUUUUUCUUCUGUUUCUGGGAACCACUCAACUCACCACAAUAACAACCAUUAUCAUUACCACCAUGGAAGGUGGAGCAACAACCGAGAUCGCGCCAAGGAGUGCCCGCGGCACAAGGGCCGCGACCGAGAUUGGAAUUGGAACUUCGAUUGGCGCAAAGAGAAGCGCCCUGGCUUCGGCUACCUCGAGUGGGUUGGUAACUGGCAGGCGGCCAGAUCCUAAGGGGACGCGGUUCGCUUUCGAGUGCCGGUUACCACUUGUGGUUGAGUCCACCAGCGCGACCACCAUCAUCCCUUCUUCGCUCAGUCAUCAGUCACU